Molecule: messenger RNA, 3348 nt
Organism: Rhinichthys klamathensis goyatoka
Lineage: Eukaryota; Metazoa; Chordata; Actinopteri; Cypriniformes; Leuciscidae
Gene: chn2
Product: chimerin 2
Exons: 13
Coding region: 421-1821 (466 amino acids)
Biological process (GO): regulation of small GTPase mediated signal transduction; positive regulation of GTPase activity; signal transduction
Molecular function (GO): GTPase activator activity
Source: RefSeq, a predicted model, not a curated record
CACUUUAAGAAGGCGGAUUCGCCGUUGCACACACUGUGUGUUUAUUACGAGCCUUGAAGUGGCACAUGGAAGCGAUACAGUAAAAUAUGGCGAAACCUACUGGCUUUGACAGCACACGCACCAGCUUGGAAGUUUUUUUGAAUUCUGCAUUUCAUUACGAUGACGUGUAGAUGAGUUGUCAUAUUUUCUGUACGUAUAUCAACUAGUUUCACAUGGUUCUUCUUCUGCCACACACGCGCCUGUAAAUGCGGCAGCGUUGGCGAAUCCCGUCUGAUCCGACUCUCACAGCUGGAUAUUUUCGGCUGCUUAGGAGGAACUCUGGAGAGCUGAAGACAGGUCAGGAGAGCAGAGACUGAGAUGGAAGAGCUGUCAAGCCCGAACAGACGCCAGUAAGCUUGUGGAUUCAGUGAUUUACACGCGAUGGCAGCGUCUAGUAACUCCAGUCUGUCGGGUUCCUCCGUCUCCUCGGAUCCUGAAGAUUAUCAGCCACCGAUAUGGAAAUCCUACUUGUACCAAUUACAACAAGAAGCGUCAAGACCAAAGAGGAUCACAUGUCCUCAGGAGAUGGAAAGCAGACCCAAAUACUAUGGCAGAGAGUUCCAUGGUCUGAUUUCCAGAGAGCGUGCAGAUGAACUGCUGGCGGGGACAGAAGGUGCUUAUCUCAUCAGAGAGAGCCAGAGACAACCAGGAACUUAUACACUUGCUUUGAGAUUUGGUGGCCAGACUCUGAAUUACCGACUGUUUUAUGAUGGAAAGCACUUUGUGGGAGAAAAACGUUUCGAGUCGGUUCAUGAUCUGGUUACAGACGGUCUCAUCACUCUCUAUAUUGAGACCAAGGCAGCAGAGUACAUUGCCAAGAUGACCACAAACCCUAUCUACCAGCACCUGGGCUAUACUUCUCUUCUGAGGGACAAAAUCACUCACCGACUCAACCGGACCCGCUCUGAGCCCAAAAAAGUUACUUUCCAACAGGAUGACAAGAUCACCCCGUCACCGCUGAGCAGACGCACCACACUCAAGGAUGGACCAGAGAAACACUGCAACUACGAGAAGAUCCACAACUUUAAGGUGCACACCUUCAGAGGGCCGCACUGGUGUGAAUACUGUGCUAACUUCAUGUGGGGUCUUAUCGCCCAGGGCGUCCGUUGUUCAGACUGCGGGCUGAACGUGCACAAACAGUGCUCCAAACUAGUGCCCAGCGACUGUCAGCCGGACCUGCGCAGGAUCAAGAAGGUCUUCAGUUGUGAUCUCACCACGCUGGUCAAAGCCCACAACACGCCGCGGCCGAUGGUUCUGGACAUGUGUAUCAAAGAGAUCGAGCACAGAGGUUUGAAAUCAGAGGGUCUGUACAGAGUGUCAGGCUUCACAGACCACAUAGAAGAUGUCCGGCUGGCCUUCGAUAGAGAUGGUGAGAAGGCGGACAUCAGUGCCAAUACCUACUCAGACAUCAAUAUAAUCGCUGGAGCUCUGAAGCUUUAUUUGCGAGAUCUGCCCAUUCCAGUUAUCACAUAUGACGUCUACUCCAAAUUCAUACAGGCAGCCAAAAUAACAGACCCUGACUCCAGACUCGAGGCAGUUCAUGAUGGUCUCCUCCAACUUCCUCCAGCCCACUAUGAGGCCCUGCGGUACCUGAUGACACACCUAAAGAGGGUCACCAUGUACGAGAAGGACAAUUACAUGAACUCAGAGAACCUAGGAAUCGUUUUCGGCCCGACGCUCAUGAGACCCCCGGACCAGAACACGCUCGCCACUCUCAACGAUAUGAGAUACCAGAAACUGAUUGUUCAGCUCCUGAUAGAGCAUGAAGACAUCUUGUUUUAAACACCUGAAAUGAAGACAUCUUUUAAAGACUUUAAAGAGCUUGUACAUUUGAAAAAGCGGCCUGCCACACAUAUCAAAGAUAUUAUAUGUUUUCUCAUCAGAUUUUGCAUAUGAAAUUUGGAACUAAUUGCACAUUUCACUCAAUGUGUAUCAAACCCCCCAAACUAUGGAAGUUUUAAAAACUAAAAAAGGCAAUUGCGAAUUUUAUCUCACAAUUCUGACUUUUGUCCUUUUUUUCUGACUUUUGCAAGUUUAUAUAUGUCAAUUCUGAUAUUUUUUUCUCACAAUUCCGAGUUUAUAUCUCACAAUUGUCAGAAUUGUAAGUUAUAAAGUCGAAACUUGCAGUUCUGUGAAAAAUAGAAUUGCGUUAUAAACUCGCAAUUGUAAAAAAAAGAAAGAAAAAAAAGUCAGAAUUGUGAGAUUAAAAAGUCACAAUUACUUUUUUAAAAUUGCAAGUUUAUAUCUCAAUUCUGAAUUUACAAACUCAGAAUUGCGAGAAAUAAAGUCAGAAUUGCAAGGUAUAAUCUUGCAAUUAUAAAAAGUAAUUGCGGCUUUUUAUCUUACAAUUCUGACUUUUUUCUCACAAUUGUGAGUUUAUAUCUCACAAUUCUGACCUUUUUUUGUUAAACUAACAAAUUGUGAGUAAAUCUGAAUUGCGAAACAUAAACUCACCAUUCUGGGGUUAAAAAGUCAGAAUUGUGAGAUAUAAAUUUGCAGUUAAAAAAGGUAAUUGUGACGUUUUAUAAAAAGUCGCAUUUACCUUUUUGAUUUUAUUCAAACAAAUGCUGUUAAGCAUGGAGUAACGUGUAUCAAUGCUGAUAUACAGUUUGAAUUAAUAUUAAUUGGCAUUUUGUUUAAAUGCAAUUAUAGAACCUUUGUUUUCUCUGAUGCCAAACAAGUAUGAUGCACUGACCUUGAUGCUGUACAUGACGUAUGAAUCUAUGGUCAAUUAGCAUUGUGAAACUAACAAAUUGUCAGAAAUAUGAAUAAAAAAAAAAUAUAUAUAUAUAUUUUUGGGUCAUGUGGUUGGUAAAUGUAUAUGUACUAUAAUGGCAAGACAAUUGAGAUCAUGUGUAAAGCACUUUUUAAUUUUACAUGGAGUGUAAAUAGUUAUUUUCUUGUUCAUCCAGUGUUAAUAAUUCUGUGUUUAAUAACCCAUGCCUUUGAAAUAGUUUUUUUGUUUACCCUGACAACAAUAGAGUGAUUAUUCUGUGACUGGAAAAAAGUUGUUCUUAGAGCAUUUAUUUAGUGCUUGUUCCUUCCUCAUUGAACUUGAUCCCAUUUCAAGAACAAAAUUGUUUGUAUUGUAUUCAUCUUAGUCUCCUGAUCAUUUAUUCACCUCGAAAAAAAAUGUUGAUAAACGGUACAGUCACCUUGGUUUGACUUCCUUCAAAUUGUUUAUUUGAUAUAAGACCUUUCUACAAUUUGUUUUUUUUGAAGAUAUUUUCUGUGAAGAAUGAUUGUAAUUAUGAUUGUAAUUUAUCAAAUGCUGAUUUAUUAAAUUAUGUAAAUCUGGUUACUUUUAAA